This is a messenger RNA of Phlebotomus argentipes, 2481 nucleotides long. Its product is annotated as fatty acyl-CoA reductase 1-like. Gene Ontology annotation, molecular function: alcohol-forming very long-chain fatty acyl-CoA reductase (NADP+) activity. NCBI's taxonomy places the organism in Eukaryota, Metazoa, Arthropoda, Insecta, Diptera, Psychodidae. The record is from RefSeq and is a predicted model, not a curated record. The transcript is spliced from 6 exons. The coding region runs from base 132 to 1769 and encodes 545 amino acids. Gene Ontology annotation, biological process: long-chain fatty-acyl-CoA metabolic process. Gene Ontology annotation, cellular component: peroxisome.
GUCAGUUCUUCAGUGAACGUGCAACUGAUCGCAUGUGCUCUACAGGUGCUCUCAUCAAGUUCACAGCCAGUUUGUAGUGACCACAGUUGAGUGUGACUCGUUCAUCUUUGCCUUCGAAGUGCGCCGAGAAAAUGCAGAGACUGAUAGACGAGCGGAAGUUCGAUGGUAAGGAGGAGAAGCUGGAGAUCCAGGAGCCGGAUAUGGCUUUGUCCACGCCCAUGAGAGACUUCUUCCGUGGCAAGAAGGUCCUCAUCACGGGCGGAACAGGCUUCAUUGGACGACUCCUCGUGGAGAAAUUGCUCAGAGUUGGGGUCAGCAUGGUGUACCUGGUGGUGAGACCGAAGAAGGCCCAAGUCGCCAAGCAGAGGAUGGAUGAGCUGAGCCAGGGCGCAAUAUUCGAUCGCCUGCGCCUCCUGGAUCCCAACUUCACGGAUCGCAUCCACCCAAUCGAGGGAGAUCUGUGUCUGCCCGAUCUGGGACUCGAUCGAGAGAGCAUAGAGCUCCUGGAGGACAAUGUGGAAAUUGUCAUCCACGCGGGAGCCGAUGUGAGAUUCGACGAGACACUGGCGGCCGCCGUGCAGGUCAAUAUCCGCGGCACAAGAGAUAUUCUUGACAUGGCGGUGCGGAUGAAGAAAUUGGAGGUUUUUGUGUACGUUUCCACGGCGUACUCGAACUGCCCUCGGCGCGAAGUGCACGAGCAAUUCUACAGCCCUCCGAUGGAUCCCUACAAGAUGAUUGAGCUGGUGGCUCGUGUGGAGCGCGGGGAAAUCAGUGCGGAUGACUUGAGCACUCUCUCGGCAAAGAUUAUCAACCCAUGGCCCAACACGUACUCAUACACGAAGGCGCUGUCUGAGGGCAUGGUCAAGGACUACGGUGAAAGGCUGCCAAUUGCAGUUGUACGACCUUCCAUUGUGAUCGCGACCCACUCGGAUCCGUUUCCGGGCUGGAGUGAGAAUGUCUACGGCCUCAAUGGGAUUCUCGUGGCAUGCAGUCUGGGACUCUUGCGUGCCCUGUAUCUCCGCAGUGAUUAUGUGGGUGAUGUUAUCCCAGCGGAUUUUGUCUCCAACACUGUUCUGGCUGUGGCGUGGCUCACGACAAAGGAGAAGUCGGUUAAAGCCGAUGCAGAAGUGGAGGAAAAGGAACCCCAGAGAACAAAGAUCUACAAUUGCACCAGUUCAGCGGACAAUCCAAUAACUUGGGGCCUCGUAAAUGAUUCCAUGUACAAAAUCUACGAAUGUUAUCCACCUAAGCGCGGCCUCUGGAUCAAUUGCUUCACAUACACUCGCUAUAAGCUCCUCUACACCCUCAAUGUAAUCUUUUAUCACGUCCUGCCAGCGAUUCUGCUGGAUGUGAUCUUCAAAUUCGGUGGCAAGAAGCUGCGUUUGCUGCCGGUGUACCGGAAGAUUCAGAAAUUUACGGAAGCCUUGUCGUAUUUCACCACAAACGAGUGGAUGUUCUACAAUAACAACAUGAGACAUCUGUACAAGAGUCUUGCGCAGGAAGACUACGAGUAUUUCCCAUGCGACGUGAAGAAGAUGAUUUGGAUGGAAUACAUUCAUGACUACGGCAAGGGGAUGCGUCGUCACAUCGGUAAGGAGACGAUGGACACACUUCCCGAGGGACGCAAGAGGAUGUUCAGAAUAACAAUUCUGCAUAACAUCAUCAAGGGUCUCUUCUAUAUGUUCUGGGCGGCAGUUAUCUACGUGAUUCUGCGCUUCUACAGAAUCAUUGAUCCCAUCGACUUUUCAAUGUUCACAAGGAGCGAAUAAUGCGGCAUCAUCAGGUGGGAAAUGCCCUCCUUGAGUGGGGACUUGAGAGUCCAGCAAAGCCAAUCUUAAGUGUAUAAUUCUUGUUGAUGUUUUGAGCACUCCUGAGGCCGCCCCGUAAAAAUUCUCACACCAGCACAGCUUCAGGUUAUUCAAUUUAAUUAAGAGUAUGGAAAAUGUUGCUGCCAAGCAUCAGAGUUGAUGUUGUUGGCCAAAGGUAGAUAGAAUAAACAGAUUUCGGAUUUACCAUCGAGACUUUGUGGAACAGAUAGAAGACCCUUCGUUGAAACUUCUUUGAAAGCGUGAUAUCUUUUAUAUUUUAUCUCUCAACUAGGCAACAACUUUCGUCUACUUAUUAAGUAUCACAGUGGAACAUUUCGCCCCAAAAGUGUGGGUUUAAAAUUCGCAGCGUGUCGUUUUAAGGGUCCCCCGCUGAACUUGCACUUAAGCGUUAAUUUAUUUAGGAAGCUUUUAACAUAAGAGUUUUUCUUUUUAUUACACUUCUUCAUGCCAAUUAUUUAUAAUUCAAUUUUGUACACCUGAAUGCAUAAUGAGACACUCGAGGGAAUGAGGAUUAAAAUGACUUCGCGCUAAUUUGUAAUUUAUUUGUAAAAUACAUUCGACUAAAAUUUUCCAAAGGUGACUUGAACUAAUUUUUUUUUUCAUCUGACAAAUGUGAGUUAGAAAGGAGAUGAGAAUAAAGCGUGAGAUUUCC